CUGGGUUUUAGACAAAAACUUUCCACAUGCACUACAAGCAAAAGUCAAUGAUUUUACAAAUGUCACACUAUGCUUUUAGAACAAAAAAGAACAGAAAAAAACGCUGCUGACAAACCAGUGUAUGUCACAAUGAACAAACAAUGUCAAGACCUCCAAUUGUUAACCCCUUCACCCUUUCUGUGACCCCUGCGCUGUACGAGAAACAGCUGCUGAAAGGAUUUCUGAGCCCAAUGGCCCCUGGAAAUGUGCACAGUCCCUCCAUAUUCUGUGCAUUUCUAUGGCAUUGCUGCUGGCUCAGGGGUUUUAGACAAAGGGCCGGUCUGUGGCUCAGGUAUAAAAGCAAAGGGUUAAACCAGGUACGGUACAGUUUGGUGCAAGAGGAAGAACAGCAGCAGUUCCAACAGCAGCAGCAGCAGCAGCAGCCCACCGACCAGCAAAAUGACUUCCACUGGAAUGAACAUGAUGAGCAGGAUCAUCUUCUACGAGGAGAGGAACUUCCAGGGUCGUUCUUAUGAGUGCAUGAGCGACUGCCCAGACAUGUCCUCCUACCUGAGCAGGUGCCACUCCUGCAGGGUGGAGAGAGGUUGUUUCAUGGUGUAUGACCGCACCAACUACAUGGGCAACCAGUACUUCAUGAGGAGAGGCGAGUAUGCCGACUACAUGAGCAUGAUGGGCAUGAGCGACUGCAUCAGGUCCUGCCGCAUGAUCCCCAUGUACAGGGGAUCCUACAGGAUGAGGAUCUACGAGAGGGAGAACUUCGGAGGUCAGAUGUAUGAGCUGAUGGACGACUGUGACAACAUCAUGGAUCGCUACCGCAUGUCCAACUGCAUGUCCUGCAACGUGAUGGAGGGCCACUGGCUGAUGUACGAGCAGCCCCACUACAGAGGCAGGAUGAUGUACAUGAGGCCUGGCGAGUACAGGAACUUCAUGAACAUGGGCGGAAGUGGCAUGAGGUUCAUGAGCAUGAGGCGCAUCACCGACUCCUGCUAUUAGACCCUCUAUGCACUAAAUAAAGCUGUCAUAACCUGA
Scatophagus argus is the source of this 1029-nucleotide messenger RNA. Its product is annotated as gamma-crystallin M2-like. NCBI's taxonomy places the organism in Eukaryota, Metazoa, Chordata, Actinopteri, Scatophagidae. Gene Ontology annotation, molecular function: structural constituent of eye lens. The record is from RefSeq and is a predicted model, not a curated record. The coding region runs from base 439 to 993 and encodes 184 amino acids. The transcript is spliced from 3 exons. Gene Ontology annotation, biological process: lens development in camera-type eye; visual perception.